GAAUAAUUGAAAAAGAAGAAUAAAAUUUUGAAUAAAGAAAUAUUUCCUCAGAAAUUUUUGUUCUGGCACAACAAAAUUGGUCACGCACCUACCAUGGCCCAAAAUUUCAAGUAAACCACAAAAACAGAAAAAUUUAAAGUAAAUAUCCCGGCUAUACACUACAAUAAUAACAGAAAACCUUCGUAAAACAUGGCUCUGGUACUGAGAAAGGCGGUUUUGCCCAGAAAUGUCUCUCUGUUUAAAUGUAUGAAGGGACGGCCGGUCGCCACCGCGGCCAACAAAAAGAACCCUGCACCUUUGUCGAAUCUGACCACCAGAAGAAAUUGGAAAGAGCAACUCUACAGGCUAUAUCGCGACAUGCCGUCCAUGAAAAUCAAGGAGGUGGAACAGAUGAAGCCCGCGGAGGCACCGAAGGAGCGCGAGUUACCGCGCAAGAGCGUAUCCUGUCCGUGUUUAAGGAGCGGCGUGGCCGAGGAAGCGGAAUCGAGGCCACAACUUCCGAGGACUCGUUCCGCCGUUUUCCAUUCCGAGCAUUCUCAUUGUGCGGGUAGUCAUGGAGGUGUACACGUUUCCAUGCAUCCCUCCUUCCGAUACCACUUUGUACCAUUACAUUCGCUUUAUAAUGAUACCCAAAGUCAAGAAAAAGAAUCGGCAGAGGUUCGUGGCACGCUGGAUGCUAUCAGGCAGCUGUGCGGGGUGUGCGGGUGCCCAUCACCCUGCGGCUGUUCUCUGCCGCCUCCCUGCAAUACUCCCCCUCGCUGCAUACAGUACAUGACCGGUUAUUACUAUUAUCCUUACGGGUUCUGGUUUUGUGGUCCCUAUCAUGUUUGCACUGGCCCGGUGCCUGUCCCUGGUCCCUGCCAACCAGGUGGUCCGUGCGGUCCCAGCGCGCCCUGUCCCGGCGGGUCUUGUAGCCCUUUUACCUGCUGCGUAUUUAGCGAACCGUCUCUAUCGUGCGCUCCAAGUGGCGACCUCUUAAGCCCGUUAUCCAAAGUUUGCGCCCCCCUCAGUAUGACAUGUGGCCCUUGCUGUGGACCUUGCAGGCCGUGUAGACUGUGCGGGCCGUGCGGACCAUGUAGAUGUGGUCCUUGUGGUCGAUGUGGACCAUGCGGACCAUGUAGAGGUGGUCCGUGUGGUCCAUGUGGCAUCUUUAAAUGUUGUGGUCCAUGUGGUUCAUGCGGAAUGUGUGGACCAUGCAAAUUCUGUGGACCUUGUGGACCCUGUGGCCCAUGUGGCCCCUGUGGUCCAUGUGGCCCAUGCGGUGGUUGUGGCCCUUGUGGUCCUUGUGGUUCAUGCGGUCCGUGCGGUCCAUGUGGACCGUGUGGUCCAUGUGGACCGUGUGGUCCAUGUGGACCCUGUGGUCCAUGUGGUCCAUGCGGUCCGUGUGGUUCAUGUGGGCCAUGUGGACCAUGUGGACCUUGUGGUCCAUGUGGUCCUUGUGGCUCAUGUGGACCAUGUGGACCUUGUGGUCCAUGUGGUCCUUGCGGACCGCUAUUCGGUUGUGGACCAUGCGGUGGAUGUGGCCCUUGCGGUGGCUGCGGCCCUUGCAGUCCUUGGUGUGGACCAUGUUUUAACUGCUCGUGUGGGCCUCUUCCUGUUAGCAGUCCGUUGAACUCCGUUAGCCCUUGUGGCCCAAUCGGUCCAAUCGGUCCCGCCGGUCCCGCCGGUCCCGCCGGUCCCGCCGGUCCCCUGGGCUUGUGUCCGAAAUGCGUCUUCUCUCCGUUCACCGCAGCCCCGUCCGAGUCCGCAGAUAACCCUUGCAUGUGUCCGGUCUGUAAUGGGUACAAACCUACUAUAACCCAAUCUCCUGACCAGACUGAAUGUCCUGAAAUAUUGACCCCUAAGCCUCUGCCCAGGGCCACCUCACAGAAAGAAAUGAACCCGAAUAUAAUCAGAGCAUAUCCAUUCAAUAAAACGAAGCCUACGCUACAUCAACGCAUGAUGUCACCAGUUAGCUCCGCGUGGGUACAUUAUUACACGAGUUGUGAGAGUUAUAAGCCCUCAGCUGAUAGUCAGAGGACGCCAGAAAUACAGGAAACUGCUGAGACUACGAAUGCUCUAAACUAUUGAAUUGCCAAUGAAACCCCAAGAAUAUAGAGAAUAUUCCCAAUGGAACGUUCCUGUAAACGGCAGGAAUAAGAAAAUUCGCUCGUUGGUAAUAACUAAAACUUAAGUUUAUAAAAAUUAUGAAAUGGAAUAAAAAUAGUAAACGAAGUAUGCAA
Manduca sexta (tobacco hornworm) is the source of this 2222-nucleotide messenger RNA. RefSeq names its product collagen alpha-2(I) chain. Lineage: Eukaryota; Metazoa; Arthropoda; Insecta; Lepidoptera; Sphingidae. The transcript has 2 exons. The coding region runs from base 190 to 2070 and encodes 626 amino acids. The record is from RefSeq and is a predicted model, not a curated record.